This is a messenger RNA of Cuscuta epithymum, 1912 nucleotides long. NCBI's taxonomy places the organism in Eukaryota, Viridiplantae, Streptophyta, Magnoliopsida, Solanales, Convolvulaceae. The record is from the annotation of a GenBank genome assembly.
GGGAAAGCUUCCUCGUUGCUCUAUAUCGCGCCAGCAAUCUUUCAUCACUCCUGCGUUCUCAACUUCAUCUGGCGACGGCGGCGGAUGGGGCCGGGGAGGCGGUGGAUUUGGCUCCGGUAGCUCUUCCGUUUUUGGAUUUACGCCAAACCAAAACGAGUCCGGUGAUGCGAAGGACGAUGAGUCAGCCUCCGCAGGGCAGCAUAGUGGAAUUGGGCACGGCCGUGGAAGCAUGAUAGUAAUGGCCCUGCUGGACGCGGCCGAGGCAUCCCAGGCCCCACUUCUGCUCCACAACCUCAAUCUCUGCAGCAGAUGCCGCCUCAACUGCCACAUUCCAACAGGCCUUUCUUCUUUGUUAAAGAAGAAGAAGACUCUCCCGAUUUCCGAGCCAAAACGCCUGUUGAGUCCAGUGAUGUGGCCAGUCUCCUUCCUUCUAACAUCAUCUCUGUUUUAUCUGGUGCGGGCCGUGGAAAGACCACUCAAACUUCUCGUGUUCCUGAAAAACCCAAAGAAGAAAACAGGCAUCUAAGGGAGAGGCAAAAUCCUCAAACUGGUUGGCAGAGACCAGCCUCCAGUGGCCCUCAAAACAGCAGACCUCCUGGCCAAAGAUUCAACAGGGAUGACACGAGUAGUGGGACUGAUCAUGGUGGACAAGCAAGAGGUGGCAAUGGUGAAUGGAGGGGAAGAGGAGGAGCCCUUCAAUGGAGGGGACGUAGCGGGUUUAGUGAACGGGGGAGAGGGGGAAGAGGCAGAGGAGGGAGAGGAAGGGGAGAGGGUAAAGUACAAGAAGAUGUUGGUGAGAAAUAUGGUGAUAUCUUCAACAUUGGUGAUGCUGCUGCUGCUGAAAAGCUGGCCCAAGAGGUUGGUCCUCAUAUUAUGAGUCAAUUAGCUGAAGGUAUUGAAGAAAUUGCUCCCAGAAUUUUUCCAUCUCGUAUUGAGGAUGCUUAUCUGGAUGCUCUUGAUACCAAUCUAAAGAUUGAAUGUGAAGAAGAGUACAUGAUGGGAAAUUUUGAAAGGAAUCCUGAUAUUGACGAGAAACCUCCUAUUCCAUUGCGAGAUGCCCUUGAGAAGAUAAAGCCAUUCCUUAUGGUGUACGAAGGAAUUGAAAGCCAAGAAAAGUGGGAGGAAGUCAUGAAAGAAACAAUGGAGGUCAGGCUCCCGCUUAUAAAAGAGAUAGUUGACCACUACAGUGGCCCUGACAGAGUAACAGCAAAGCGGCAGCACGAGGAACUGAAAAGAGUUGCAUCUACUCUUCCACAAUGCGCACCCAAUUCAGUGAAGAUGUUCACAGACCGUGCUGUUCAGUCACUUCAGAGCAAUCCAGGUUGGGGAUUCCACAAAAAAUGCCAGCUCAUGGAUAAGCUGGUGUACCGGGUUUCUCAACAAUAUAAGUGAGAACCAUAGUGCGUGUUCACUCAGCAAUAAUAAUUCGCGUUUAAAAAGAUGAGAAGGCAAACAUCUGUUUUUGGGUAUUGCCUCAUCAAGUGGAGAAGGGCCCGAGGACAUGGUGUUUCACUCGUUGUUUAUUUAGUCAAAAUCCAAAAUGUUUGAUAACAAGCCGCCACCGCUUUCUUGUUUGGUUAUUUUUUCUAUUCCUUGUGCAUGAUGAUCAUGCCAUUGAUGCGGCAUACACAGAUGGAAGAGAUAACAUUAAACAAUGCUCACAGAAUUUAAACAUGUUUUGCUCGUUUGUGCUCUCACAUUUUUAGCAAGUUUAUAAUCAGGUAAAUCAGCAUUAGUUCGCUUUUUAUUAAUGUCAAAGGAUUGUAUUAUAGAAAUAAGUACAUAUUUACGAUUAAAGUUAUUGUUGCUUUAAAAAUGUAAUCUCUCAAGUGGAGUGAUUAUUGUAAUAACUUUAGUCAUAACACGUAUAGCGAAUUUUUAUACAUGACACUAUAUUUCACAUGUGAAUUAG